Messenger RNA from Osmerus eperlanus (European smelt), 4632 nucleotides. Its product is annotated as sodium/potassium/calcium exchanger 3-like. Gene Ontology annotation, molecular function: calcium channel activity; calcium, potassium:sodium antiporter activity. Gene Ontology annotation, cellular component: plasma membrane. The record is from RefSeq and is a predicted model, not a curated record. NCBI's taxonomy places the organism in Eukaryota, Metazoa, Chordata, Actinopteri, Osmeriformes, Osmeridae. Gene Ontology annotation, biological process: calcium ion transmembrane transport; intracellular calcium ion homeostasis.
GGACUUCAGAGCCCGCGAGUCAGAGUGGCGUCAACCCAGUGAGACCGUGUUGCUUGCCAGUGCCCGAACUCUCGGUUUGGGAUCUGCUGUCGACCUCUCAAUCUUCUCUUCUGGCGGCCGUGGGUGUUGUCGACACCUCUCCACCCAAUCCUCAUUUAUAAUCUCGUUUGAACUCAAGACAUGGAUGUCACGGUGCGCUUUAUUGACAGGAUGAAAUAGUCUGAAUAAUCCGAAUUGAAUCGAGUCGGACAGGAUUUAACAGCCUUUCGCAAUCAACUAACUUGACAACAGAGUCGGCGGGGGAGAAUUUCGAACAUCUUGCUUGCAGUAAAAGUGGAAACGCAACUGCCCGCAACAGCAACAGUUAUGUUUUGACGGGUGAACAAACGAUUUUGGAAUGAAGUUACAAAAGGGUAGACGGCGGCCCUUCCAGCGGUUCUGCUGCGGGGGAAUCGGGCUUCUCGCGGUCAUUUGGCUCUCACAGGUCCUACACGUGACAGACACCAGCCUGUCUGGGAGGCAGUCAGGACACCAUGCUGGACCACAGCUUUUCAGACGUAGACUGAUGCAGGAGUGGAUGGAAAACCAGACCCUGGACCAGACCCCAGAACAGCCCAGAGCAGCCAUCCAUGAGUUUCCUGAAGACAUCUUCACCAAGGAGGAGAGGCGAGGGGGGGCCGUGCUUCUACACGUGCUGUGUGCCAUCUACAUGUUCUAUGCGCUAGCUAUAGUGUGUGACGACUACUUUGUUCCAUCCCUCGAGAAAAUAUCAGAGAACCUUCAACUCAGUGAGGAUGUUGCCGGGGCAACCUUUAUGGCCGCCGGGAGCUCCGCCCCUGAGCUGUUCACCUCUCUCAUUGGUGUGUUCAUCACUAAGGGGGAUGUGGGGGUUGGCACCAUUGUAGGCUCUGCUGUCUUUAACAUCCUGGUCAUUAUUGGUGUCUGUGGGAUCUUUGCAGGACAGACGGUGGUUCUGACAUGGUGGUCCCUGUUCAGAGAUUCUCUGUACUACAUACUGUCAGUGCUGGCUCUCAUCCUGGUCAUCUAUGAUGCCAAAGUGGUCUGGUGGGAGUCUCUGAUGCUCAUCUCGAUGUAUGGAGUCUACAUUCUGAUCAUGAAGUUCAACUCUCCGAUCCGGGGUUUUGUGGAGCGUCGGCUGGAGGCUUCUGGGCCGUGCUGCCGGGGCUCCGAGGCCCUGAGGGAGGAGCAGGCAGGAGACGACGGAGCCAACUGCAACACCUCCAUGACGCUGCUGAAGAAAGGGUCGUCAGGCCCGGGGCAGGAGUCUUCUCCGGUGGUGAUGGUGGACGAGCUGCUGAUCCUGAACCCCCACCAGCUGUCCUUCUCCGAGGCGGGGCUGCGGAUCAUGAUCACGCCCCACUUCUCCCCCCGGACCAGGCUCAGCAUGGCCGGGCGCGUGCUCAUCAGCGAGAGACAGAGGUUGAUCCGCAGCCCCGGGGGCCAGCAGGACGGCGAGGCUAGCCCCCUGAAGGGCUCUGGAGGUCUGGAGAACGGAGGCAGCGUGGAGAGGCAGACUCCCGUGGGGGCCGGGGUGAGGGACGGGGAGGCGGGCGAGAAGCCGGGGGCCGAGGGCUGCCGUGCGGACGAGGAAGAGGAGGAUGACGACGCUCCUUUCAGGCCUUUCUACCUCCCGGGCAGCUGGGCUGCCCGGGCCAAGUGGCUGAUCUCCUGGCCCCUGAGCACCCUCCUCUACUGCACCGUGCCCAACUGUGUGUGGCCUCGCUGGCACCGCUGGUUCAUGGUGUCGUUCAUGGGCUCCACCCUCUGGAUCGCCAUCUUCUCCUAUCUCAUGGUGUGGAUGGUCACCAUCAUCAGCCACACUCUAGACAUCCCAGACUACAUCAUGGGCAUCACCUUCCUGGCUGCCGGCACCAGCGUGCCAGACUGCAUGGCUAGCCUCAUCGUGGCACGGCAAGGUAUGGGCGACAUGGCAGUGUCGAACUCCAUCGGCAGUAACAUCUUUGACAUCCUGUUGGGGCUGGGAUUCCCCUGGGCUCUACGGACUCUGGUGGUGGAACACGGAUCAUCGGUCUACAUCAACAACAAGGGGCUGGUGUACUCUGUAGUCCUGCUGCUGGCCUCUGUCUUCCUGACCGUGACGAGUGUCCAUCUGAACCACUGGAAGCUGGACCGCCGCCUGGGCCUGGGUCUCCUGUCCCUCUAUGCCGUCUUCCUGCUCUGUUCCAUCCUCUUCGGGAACAUGUGAGGCCGUCGAGGUCAGGGGUCAACCCUGGCAGGCCCUUCCCUCUAACUAGAGGGCCCGCGGGGGCCCUCUAAUCACCCUCCUCCGGCCAUGCCAAAAAGAGUAAGCUCCUGUCUGCUGUGCUGGUGUUCGUGUGUGCCACAAACGGGAUAUGAGAAGGUGGUGGUAAGCACAUACUGCACAUUGUGUACACACACACACACGCAAUUACCCACUCACGCGCAAAUGCACAUAGGCACACGCGCGCUCGCAUGCACUUACUCACACCCACACACACACACACACACACAAAAAAAUUUAUCAGUAAGUUCAUUGGUACAGUGGAGUGUUUCAAGAGCCCUUAAACAUUGAGUAACAAUAGUACGGUCAGUUUGUUUCCUUGUUUCCUGACGUUCACCUGGGAUCAAUAUAUGAAGGAUGAGACACGCCGUGAUUACCCAUGAACUUUGGCAUAUUUUGCAGAAGCUCACGGAUACCAAAAGUGGGCCGUCUUUAUCUCACUGAUUGCAUUACAGUACGGUGGAUGGCAGCUCAAUUUGGCCUCUAAGGGGAUAUAUGUCCACAUAGUUGGCUGUCUUGUAGAAUUUCACUAAAUUAAAUGUAUUUGAUUUAUAACAAAUUGCAUGAUAACUUGGUUUUUACAAUCGUUUGCAUAUAUUGUUUAUUUUAAGGAGCAACAGUUGGCCACCAUUAGUUUGUAGCUUAUUUAGGGUUCUGUUGCUAUAGGUUACGAGUCACUGCUGGUCCCAUGAAAUCCGAACAUCCGCGUCCUGAUGACGUCAUCGACUCAACCUUCAUAUAUUCAACCUAGAUGUUUACCUUUCCAUGUUUGUUUAUGACGUACACCCUAGCUGGCUUUGCCUAGUUUUGUGGUUACGCUGUAUUUGUGUACAGAUGAGCAGAACAUUAGAACCGUGUAAGACACGAUAAUAAAGUCAAUAAAUCUCUGAAGAUGCCGUUAUGUGAAUAUAUUUUGUAAGUGACUGAUAGAGUUCGAGUGAGGGUCAAAUAAUUAAUUUUGCCUGACCGACUGCUUUUGAACAAGUGUUACAAAUGACGUAAAUAGAUUAACGUGAAAUCAAAGAUUUAUAGCAUUUCUAGAGAUGUUAUUAUAUGUAAAAUAUAUGUUUCUAUGAGUGUCACCACCUUUGGUAACAUGCGUACGGGUCUGUUGUAAUAGUUCACCAAGUUUAGGUACGAUAAAUGUUUGUAAAAAUUAGAAGUUUCCCAGUAUUACUAUACAACUAUUACUGUCUUCAAGACAAUACUUUUUACUGUUUCUAAAUGUUUACUAAAUAUAGUUUUACAAAAAAAUGAAUGUCAGACAGAAAAUAGAUUAGAUAGAUUUGUGAUAUUUGAUAUUUAUAAGAUCUAGAUGACGUACUUCCUAUUUGUGAAUAUUGCACACUGUAACUUAAAGAUAUGUAUAUUUUUGUCACUUGGUUCAAUAAUACAAAAAAGACACACUUUAGAUCGGCAUACUCUUAUUCGAUACGAAUGUUUGAAUCUGAUUGCAUGUGUGUCUUCAAUGUCACUUUCCACUGAAGGUUCAAUUUGGCACCUAAACUUUGAUUCAUGAUAUAUAUUUAUUAUUUUCAAAUUUUUUUUAGGUGUCUUUGUUUGUGACACCAACAGGCAAUGGUUUGCCCUGCAAAAGUGUUAGAAGUAUUUUGUAUCGUUAUUUAUUAAUUCAUUUAACACAGAAAACCCAUUGAGUGCAGUAAUGUGAAUAUUAUCUUGAAUAUUAAUAAUCUGAGAUUAUUUACGUGUAAAAUGUCACAAAUAAAAUGCAAGAUAGUCCUGCAAAAAAAUUAUAACAUUUUAAAGAUCCACAUGGACAAAAAUCUAACAGGAAAUGCUAAAUGUUUGUAGUAUAAGAAUGGCAAUAACUAAAUAAUUUUAUAGCAGAAAAAUAAGCAAUUUUGAUACAUUUAGAUUAUGUACAAAUUGAGGUAUGAGUACAGAUGAUUGAGAGUCAAACAAGCCUGUUAUUGGUGCUGUCUACCUGAUCCUUGUUACAUGACUGUUACAUGCCUGUUUUCUCUUACUCACCCUCAACAAAGGGCGGAGACAGAAAGAACGCUUUGUGUUCCAGCUAUCUAACCCUAGAUUGUGGGCACACAGUUGAAUCCAGAACAGUCAUUGGCGCAAUGGAGAUAUAAAGUUGUAAUCUAAUCUCAGUCAUGAAUCUGGCCUUCAAUAACAGAGCAGUUAAGUAAAACAUUUCCAGAUGACAGAAACCGGUUACAGUAUGUUUGAACAGUGUUCUUUCCUCAAUAUUUUAUUCUGUUAUAGUUGGAGCCAUCAGAUAUUUUAGCGCUGAGAUUUCUUUAUUUAGAGAUGGUGUCUGAUCAUAGAGAAAUGUUGUAUGUUGUUCAGUGCAAUAAAUUAAAUCUGUGCAAUAACCA